Phaeoacremonium minimum UCRPA7 is the source of this 1524-nucleotide messenger RNA. Its product is annotated as putative duf185-domain-containing protein. The record is from RefSeq and is a predicted model, not a curated record. NCBI's taxonomy places the organism in Eukaryota, Fungi, Ascomycota, Sordariomycetes, Togniniales, Togniniaceae. Gene Ontology annotation, molecular function: protein-arginine omega-N symmetric methyltransferase activity. Gene Ontology annotation, cellular component: mitochondrion. The coding region runs from base 1 to 1524 and encodes 507 amino acids. The transcript has 3 exons.
AUGGACUCUCCCAUUGUGACGCAGCUAUUCAGGCAGCUGUUCCGUCACCGAGCGUGCCCCUCGAGGCGGAACCUCGUCAAGCUCGCAACAACCAUCCAAGAUGCCCGCCAGUCCACACAGCGCCGAGGUAUGGCGACCCGGAGGGACAGAGGAGCCACGACGCCCGCGCGUAACGAGAGCCAUUGGCAGCAGCGGACGGACAUAUUCCCGGCGGACAUGACGGACGAGUUCAAGAAAUAUCCAAUGGUGACGGCAAAGGAGCUGAGGAGCUACAAGGAGCGGCCGCGGCGGGUCAAGAUGCUCAUGCGAGACUUCAUUGAAGACAGUUUAUACAACCCACACUACGGCUACUUUUCGAAGCAAGUAGUGAUCUUUAGCCCCGGCGAGCCCUUCGAGUUUAAUAAAGUUCGUGAUGAUAUCGAAUUUCAAAAUCUGCUCUCAGCCCGAUACACCGAGUUCGAAGAUGGUCUGGAUGCAACGGCGCCGAGCGACACAAGGCAGCUAUGGUACACGCCGACGGAACUAUUUCGCCCCUACUACGGCGAGGCGGUAGCGCGGUACCUGAUCGCUAAUUACAUCCUGACCUCGUUCCCCUACCACGACCUGAUCGUGUACGAGAUGGGUGCCGGGCGCGGCACGCUGAUGCUCAACAUCCUGGACUACAUCCGGGCGUGCGAGCCGGCCGUAUACGACCGCACAAAAUAUAAGAUCAUCGAGAUCUCGAGCUCGCUUGCGGCACUGCAAAACCGGCAGCUGCUGGCCAACGCCGCCAGCCGGGGCCACGCAGGCAAGGUGGAGAUCAUCAACAAGUCCAUCUUCGACUGGUCCGAGCCCGUCCCCUCGCCGUGCUUCUUCCUCGCCUUCGAGGUCUUCGACAACUUCGCCCACGACAUCAUCCGCUACGACCUGACCGCGCCCUCGUCGGCCGUCGAGCCCCAGCCCCUGCAGGGCACCGUGCUCAUCGACGAGGGCGGCGACUUCUACGAGUUCUACCAGCCGACGCUGGACCCGGUCGCGGCGCGCUUCUUCGCCGUGCGCGACGCCGCCACGGGAGGCGCCUACCCGACGCCCUACCCGUCCAGCCGCGCGCUGCGCCUGCUCAAGGGCAACCUGCCGUUCGCGCCGAACCUCAGCACCCCCGAGUACGUGCCGACGCGGCUGAUGCAGUUCUUCGACGUGCUGGAGCGGUACUUCCCCGCGCACCGGCUUCUCACGAGUGACUUCCACUCGCUCCCCGACGCCAUCAAGGGGCUGAAUGCGCCGAUCGUGCAGACGCGGUACCAGCGGCGGCCGGUGCCGGUGUCGACGCCUUUGGUACACCAGGGCUAUUUUGACAUCAUGUUCCCGACCGACUUCGGUGUGAUGGAGGCCGUAUACCAGGCCAUCACGGGGAAGCUGUCGCGCGUGGUGUCGCACGAGGACUUCAUGCGGCGGUGGGCGUACGUAGAGGAAUGCGAGACCAAGAGCGGGGAGAACCCGCUGCUCAGCUGGUACAAGAACGCCAGCGUCAUGACGACUGUAUAA